CCCUCCCAGUACUAGGCAGCGGACGGCAAUUGACUCAGCGAAGGUUUCGGCUGCGGUUCACACACUCAGGCAGUUGCCGAUCGGAGGGGGUGGGGGGGUAGCGAGGCUCAUAGUUUUUCCUUUAAAGCGAAACUGUCCGGGAAAGGCGGUUGGAUUUUGUCCUUGCGGAAGCGGAGGGAAACGAUUUGAUGAGACGAACACUCUCCUUGUCUGGCCAGGGGAUUUAACAGUUCACAAUGCCGGUUUUCCACACGAAAACGAUCGAGAGUAUCCUGGAGCCCGUGGCCCAGCAGAUCUCUCACCUGGUGAUCAUGCACGAAGAGGGUGAGGUGGACGGGAAAGCCAUACCAGAUCUGACCGGACCCGUGGCCGCGGUGCAGGCGGCUGUCAGCAAUCUUGUGAGGGUGGGCAAGGAGACGGUCCAGACCACGGAGGAUCAGAUUAUGAGACGAGACAUGCCCCCAGCCUUCAUCAAGGUGGAGAAUGCAUGCACCAAGCUGGUCCAGGCUGCCCAGAUGCUCAGAGCGGACCCCUACUCUGUACCGGCUCGUGAUUAUCUCAUCGAUGGAUCGCGGGGCAUUCUCUCCGGGACGUCGGACUUGCUCCUCACGUUCGAUGAGGCUGAGGUCCGUAAAAUCAUCCGUGUGUGCAAGGGCAUCCUGGAGUACCUGACAGUGGCAGAGGUGGUGGAGACCAUGGAGGACUUGAUCACCUACACCAAAAACCUGGGCCCAGGCAUGACGAAAAUGGCAAAGAUGAUUGACGAGAGGCAGCAGGAGCUGACGCACCAGGAGCACAGAGUCAUGCUGAUCAACUCCAUGAAUACGGUGAAGGAGCUGCUGCCAAUACUGAUAUCAGCCAUUAAGAUUUACGUGACAACUAAGAGCACCAGGAGUCUGGGAGUGGAGGAGGCCCUGAAGAACCGCAACUUCACCUUCGAGAAAAUGAGCUGCGAGAUCCACGAGAUCAUCCGUGUGCUGCAGCUCACGUCCUGGGACGAGGACGCCUGGGCCAACAAGAAGGAUUCUGAGGCCAUGAAGAGAGCCUUGGCACUCAUCAACUCCAAGAUGAACCAGGCGAAAGGCUGGCUGCGGGACCCGAACGGCCAACCAGGAGAUGCCGGGGAGCAGGCGGUGCGGCAGAUCCUGGACGAGGCGGGCAAGGUGGGCGAGCUGUGUGCGGGCAAGGAGCGACGGGAAAUCCUGGGCACAGCCAGAACCCUGGGCCAGAUGACGGACCAGGUGUCGGAGCUGAGGGCGAGGGGGCAGGGGGGGUCACCGGUGGCCAUGCAGAGGGCCCAGCAGGUGUCCCAGGGGCUGGACAUGCUCACAGGGAAGGUGGAGAAUGCAGCUCGCAAGCUGGAGGCCAUGACUACGUCCAAGCAGGCCAUCGCCAAGAGGAUCGACGCAGCCCAGGGCUGGCUGGCCGACCCAAACGGCGGCCCGGAAGGGGAGGACAAUAUCCGGGCGCUGCUCGCAGAGGCCCGGCGCAUCGCGGAGCUGUGCGAGGACCCCAAGGAGCGGGACGACAUCCUGCGCUCUGUGGGCGAGAUCGCCGCCCUCACUGCCAAGUUGUCCGAGCUGCGCAGACUAGGUAAAGGUGACACCCCUGAGGCCCGCGCCCUGGCCAGGCAGAUCGGCGCAGCUUUGCAGAACCUGCAGUCCAAGACGAAUCGAGCCGUGGCCAACAGCCGGCCCGCCAAGGCUGCUGUCCAUCUAGAAGGCAAAAUGGAGCAGGCCCAGCGCUGGAUCGACAACCCCACAGUGGACGACCGUGGGGUCGGCCAGGCCGCUAUCCGCGCACUAGUGGCAGAGGGCCGGAGACUGGCCAUCGCCACGCCAGGCCCGAGCCGGCAGGAGCUGCUGGCCCGGUGCGAACGUGUGGAUCAGCUGAUGGGCCAGCUGGCGGAGCUGGCGGCCCGCGGCCAGGGCGACUCCCCACAGGCCCAUGCCACGGCUCAGCAGCUCCAGGAGGCCCUCAGAGACCUGAAGAAGAAGAUGCAGGAGGCGAUGACUCAGGAAGUGUCUGAUGUCUUCAGUGACACCACCACGCCCAUCAAGCUGCUUGCGGUGGCAGCCACCGCCCCGCUCAACACCCCGAACAGGGACGAGGUGUUUGACGAGCGGGCCGCGAACUUCGAGAGCCAUGCCAACAGGUUGGGCGCCACGGCCGAGAAGGCGGCCGCCGUGGGCACAGCCAACAAGGCCACUGUGGAGGGUAUCCAGACUGCAGUGAAGUCUGCAAGGGAGCUGACGCCCCAGGUGGUGUCAGCCGCCCGCAUCCUGCUGAAGAACCCAGGGAACCAGGCAGCCUACGAGCACUUUGAGGCCAUGAAGAACCAGUGGAUCGACAAUGUGGAAAAGAUGACAGGCCUGGUGGAUGAGGCCAUUGACACCAAGUCCCUGCUGGACGCCUCCGAGGAGGCCAUCAAGAAGGACAUCGACAAGUGCCGGGUCGCCAUGACCAACGUGCAGCCACAGAUGCUCGUCGCCGGGGCCACCAGCAUCGCCCGCCGUGCCAACCGCGUCCUGCUGGUGGCCAAACGGGAGGUGGAGAACUCGGAGGACCCCCGCUUCCGUGAGAUGGUGAAGGCCGCCUCGGAUGAUCUCAGCAGGACCAUCUCGCCCAUGGUGAUGGAGGCUAAAGGCGUGGCAGGGAGGAUCCAGGAUCCAGCCCUGCAGAAGAGCUUCUUGGACUCCAGUUACCGCAUCCUGAGUGCCGUGGCCAAAGUUAGGGAGGCCUUCCAGCCGCAGGAGCCGGACUUCCCCCCUCCACCCCCAGACCUGGACCAGCUGCAUCUUAAUGAUGAGCUGGCCCCACCCAAGCCACCGCUCCCCGAGGGGGAGGUGCCCCCUCCACGCCCACCACCUCCAGAGGAGAAGGACGAGGAGUUCCCUGAGCAGAAGGCAGGUGAAAUGGUGAGCGAGCCCAUGAUGGUGGCGGCCCGGCAGCUCCACGAUGAGGCCCGCAAGUGGUCCAGCAAGCCCGAUGUCCCAGAUGAGGGCUUUCAGGCCACCAGGCCGGAUAUGUAUGUUUAUGAUGAGGAUGAUGCUGAGUUCACAGACCAUGAAGAUGAUUAUGAGCCUGAGCUGCUCUUAAUGCCCACCAAUCAGCCCGUUAACCAGCCCAUGCUGGCUGCCGCUCAAGCUUUACACCGGGAAGCGCGCAAGUGGUCCAGUAAGGGUAACGACAUCAUUGGUGCUGCCAAGCGCAUGGCUCUGCUGAUGGCGGAGAUGUCCCGGCUGGUGCGGGGGGGCAGCGGGAACAAGCGAGCCCUCAUCCAGUGCGCUAAGGACAUCGCCAAAGCCUCCGAUGAGGUUACCCGGCUGGCCAAGGAGGUGGCCAAGCAGUGUACGGAUAAGCGCAUCCGCACCAACCUGCUUCAGGUGUGCGAGCGGAUCCCCACCAUCAGCACACAGCUGAAGAUCCUGUCCACCGUCAAGGCCACCAUGUUGGGACGGACCAACAUCAGCGAGGAGGAGUCGGAGCAGGCUACGGAGAUGCUGGUCCACAACGCCCAGAACCUUAUGCAGUCCGUGAAGGAGACAGUGAGAGAAGCGGAGGCGGCUUCCAUUAAGAUCCGGACGGACGCGGGGAUCACCCUACGCUGGGUCAGGAAGACCCCCUGGUACCAGUAAGGCAGACCCUCCCUCCCCACCUCGAACCAGAGGUGUGAACACUGAACCCAGCACUGCAGUGGCGGCUGACCGGAUGUCGUGGUGGGUCGCCUCUACCUGAAUCACCAUGGGAACGCUUCGGGGUUUUUCAGUAUAUGAUUUGCUUGCAUCACCCAUCAUGGUCGGGUUUAAAGUUUUUCUUUGUCUCAGCAGAACUUAACAUGGUGGGUACUCUUCAGGAUUGUUCGCUGUACAAUGUAUAUAUGCAUCUCUUUCCGCCUCCUUAGUGCUUUCCGGAAGUGUGACAGCCACACACACUUCAGUCACGGCUGUGCGCACUAACCAGAGGAUCCUAACUUUUUAGCGAAAUGUUGCUCUCGGAGUAAUAUUUAUUUAACAGCUGAAAUGGGGUUUUGCUUUGUGGAUGGUUCUGGGAUGUUUGGGUUUUAGGAUUUUUUUUUUUUUCUAAUGUUUGAAACGAAGCCAAAGAUUUAGUUUUUAAAGACAGAUUUUUUUCUUUGUAUUUUAGCAAUAUCUGAAAAUUGUUUGUUUACUAAGCAACAUGAAAACUAUAAAAAAAAUUUUAUAUAUAUAGAUUUUAAUGGGGGGGGGGUGUACGAACCCAAGCAUAACUGACCUUUUUAUGAGACAACUCAUGUAAGCACCCAGUCGAUAGGAAGGUUUACUAGUAUAGCAUUGCAGACACGAUUUAUAACCAUUAAAAAAUCUGCACUUUUCACUUUGCUAAAAGCUACCCAUCCUCACCUGACACAUACCCAAUUCUCACCUUUUUGUGUGAAGCUAUCAGAUGUGAGAAGAAUGUAUUCGGGAUCCCGGGGGAUCGUGUGCCUGAAACUCUUUUUGGCAGCCCGUUAUCCCCAGUCACUCGUGACAUUUGAAAUUCCUUCAUUCAGCUGUUGUUUUCUCUGACAAAGUAUUGCUUUGUCCAUAACACUUACAUACUUCUGCAGACAUACACUAGUUUACUCCCUAGAAACUUUGUGCCUCACAAGUAAGGAUUACAGAAGGUGAUACUCCUAACGUAACUGUCGGAAAGAUGGUUUAGGAAACUCUGUGACGACCACCUGGUUUUGAAUGUAAAUGUACACUUGGAGUCUUGAUUUACAGUGCCUCAUAAGGAUCUGAUCUCUGUGCCUUGGAAUAAAAACUAAACGUUUGAUAAAAGCA
Molecule: messenger RNA, 4805 nt
Organism: Paramormyrops kingsleyae
Lineage: Eukaryota; Metazoa; Chordata; Actinopteri; Osteoglossiformes; Mormyridae
Source: RefSeq, a predicted model, not a curated record